AAGGAUCACUGGUGGAGGCAUGGGUCGCAUAUGAGUCACUUACUUUUUGUGCAAUGUAUCUUCAAGAUGUUGAGAGAACUUUCAAUCGUCCUCAACGCAAUAAUGACGGUGGUGUCAGAAAAGAGAAACUGUCUGUUUUUGCCCAAAUUGCGCGACCAUUCGGCGAUCCUGUUAAAGGCGAAUCAUUUACCAAAAAUGACAUGGAGGUAGCGCAUUGGUUCAUACUCAACAAUUGUGACGAGGCUUUGUCAUACCUUGAAGAGCAUGAACGGUUGAUGAAGCGGGAACAUCCUUCACAUUUAUAUGCCAAGAAGCACCGUGACUUGUUUCCUUCGUGGUUUUACACACAUAUGAACAAAUUGAAGGAAUUGAAUUCACCCUCUUACGAUGAAGAAUUAUAUAACUUGGCGAGAGGACCACUUCACGUUGAAUUGUUCUCGGGUUGUCAUGUCAACGGGAUCAAGUUCUUGGGGGCAACACGUGAUGACAAGUUGUCUACUCAAAAUAGUGGUGUCCAUGUCCCGGGUGUGGGCGACAGUGAAGACAUUGAUUUUUAUGGCAAACUAACUAGUGUAGUACAAUUGCUUUACAAAAAUAGGUGUCAAGUGAUACUGUUUAAGUGUCUUUGGUUUGAUACAAACCCACAUAACCGAACAAGUGUUAAGCGAGAUCAUGGUUUACUAUCAGUAAACACUACGAGACAUUGGUACGAUGAAGACCCUUACAUUUUGGCAACUAUGGCGAAACAAAUAUUCGAUCUAGACGACCCUAAAGUCGGCAAUGGUUGGAAAGUUGUUCAGAAGAUUGAUCGAAGAAGGCUAUAUGAUAUUCCAGAACUAGAUCAUGAUGACAACGACGACAACGUCGCUGACCAACAGUUAUCAUCUUCGAUAGAAAUUGGUGAAGAAACACUCCGGGAUACUAAUAUUGUCCAAGAACCGUUUGACGUACAUGGAGUUCCCGAAUUCGAAAUAUCAAUUGACCUUGGUGAUCUGCCUCAAUACAAUGCACCGGAAGAGGCAAACGAAGAUGAGGAUGAAUGGGAAUCCGGAAAUGAUAGUAGUGAGGAUAGCGAGAGUUAUUAUUGUAGUUCGGAUGAGGAUUAAUUUAAACUUGUAAAGGAAAAAGCAGGAGGCUAAAGGUUUAACACCGCUUCUCAUCUACCACUACUAAUAUUCCCAACAAAUCGUCUGAUCGUCUCCGUUCUAUAAAGAUAAAGAUAUCAUGUUGUCAUUGUUGCAUUUUUGACAUGGCUUGGAUGGUUCAACCCUGGAGAAUUUGGUCUUUUUCUGGAAAACUAGAUACGAAAAGGCAUGGAUAAAUUUCAGCUGGCAUUACAAUUC
Pyrus x bretschneideri (Chinese white pear) is the source of this 1343-nucleotide messenger RNA. RefSeq lists its product as uncharacterized. The record is from RefSeq and is a predicted model, not a curated record. The coding region runs from base 54 to 1106 and encodes 350 amino acids. Lineage: Eukaryota; Viridiplantae; Streptophyta; Magnoliopsida; Rosales; Rosaceae. The transcript is spliced from 3 exons.